AAACGAGACGUCAGUACCGCGCCAACCGUCACCGACGUCCUACGUGUCGUCCGUUACAAGUUUUACGUGAAAAACUUAUCGAGUGCUAUUUAAUAUCGAAAAACAAAUCGAGUUCCAUUAUAAUCGAAACGAAGUGCUGUGAAACUAGUGUGGAGUUGGAUUCGAGUUAAUGCUUCAAUUAGUUUAGGUAAAAGUGAGUGUGUGGACGUUUCAAUCAGAAGUAGAUUAGGCUGUAUGUACUGCUAGCUGUUUGUGACUUGUGAGCUUGAGGCGUUACGGAUGUUGAAGCUGGUAUCCCCCGAGGUCCGAAUGGCGCUGCCGCUGCCCCGCGCGCCGGACCCGGUGCUGGCCGCCUACUGGGCCGAGUACGAGGACCUUUGCCGGCUCAGCCAACAGCUCACGGACGACGAUGACAAUCUUUAUGAAGAAGGCGAGCUCGAAACAGAAUGGCUGCAAGCCGCCGGCCUCGGUUCCCUGGCCGCGCCGUUCCAGGCCGGCCUCGAAGUCACCGAAGCCCAGCUGGGUGAGGCCGUGAGGCCGCUGCCCAGAGAACAAGCUGCUGCGGUUAGGAGACGAGUCCGAAGGCUGAAUAGGACUGUGCGGCGGCGGCGCGCGGCCUCGAGGGCGAGGAAACCUGAUAUUAGGGAUGUCUUCAGGGAUUUGGAGAACUCGAGUGGCAGCGAGCCGAGGUCUCGAAGCGCGACGCCCGACUCCUUGGACUCCAUGCCCAGUGGGGGUUCCGGAAGCCCCCCAGUAGAAUGGGCCGACCACACGCCUCCAGAUUUUGUCGACAGUUUCCCCCCGACCGGCACACACUCUCCCCUGGCUCGCACGCCGUCCGCACCAGCGGCGCCGCGACGGGCGCGUCUCUCUCCACCUGCCUUGGAACCUCCGCUACCCAUGCACGAGCUGUUCAAGCCGAAUGAUCUGCAUUGGGCUGACAUAGCUACUAAUACUGAGGGCAUCGAACUCCUAGGCUACCAAAGAUACGGGACUGUCCAGGGUCCAAGAAUAGGCAAGGAGCGAAUCAACGGAUCGAUACUGAAGGACAACGACCCUUUCGUCAAGCACACUGUCGUGUCGCGGGCAAAAAGCGCGGCGUCCGUGCAGCAACCACUCAGCUUCGAACACAAGUUUAACCUGGACCGGCAGAUGAUGGACCAUGAGGAGGAAUGGCCUGAGGACGGUAGCGUGGUGGACGUGGAAAGCAUCGGCGAGCCGCAACUGAAGCGUCUGCCGCAACUCCUGCUGCUGGAGCUGACGGCGCUCUUCGACAAAUACUCGCUGCCCUUCCAGAAGAGGAAACCGUCUAAGAAGAAGAGGAAAGAAGAAGGCUCAGUAUUCGGAGUCUCCCUCGAAACUUUACUCCGCAAGGACAUGCUGCUAUGGGAGGAAACUUGGAGCUCUGUACCCGGAGUCCUGCGGGCGUUAGCCGGGACACUGGCCAAGCGGGCGACAGAUGAGGGGCUGCUGAGAGUAGCUGGGAAUAAGCACAAGAUCGAAGCGCUCUGCCAACUGAUAGAGCGUUCCUGGUACACGGAGCACCGAGGCGCAGUAGAGGCGGCCUUAGCUGGAGCGAGCAGCCACGACCUGGCGGCAGUCUUCAAGCGGCUGCUGCGGGCGUUGCCGCAGCCGCCGCUCACGCAGGAGCUGAUGAGGCUCUUCUACCACACGUAUGCCCUAACGGGCCCGACGCAGGGCCGCGCCCUCAACCUGCUGGUGCUGCUGCUGCCCGCCGAGCAGCGCGCCACGCUGCGCUGUAUCCUCACGCUCGCGCGCGACAUCGUGGCGCACGCGCACACCAACAAGAUGAGCGCGCACAACGUCGCCAUGAUCAUUGCGCCGGCGCUCUUCCCGCCCAGCCUCCUGAUAAAGCAGUCAGACAGCCUGGAGACACAGCUGGCCACGGCAGCAAACAGCUGCCACGUGACGGAAGCCCUCAUGCGCUGGUGCGAGCAGCUCUGGCUCAUCCCGGCCUCCAUCCUCGCGGCUUCGCAGCGAAAACCUUCGCCGCACCGUAGGAACCACAUCUGACUCUAUCCUUUAAGGGUUAAGGUGCUAAAUCGUUUGCGGUAGUGAUGUCACAAAUAUGCACUUUAGUAUAGUUUCGAC
Cydia amplana is the source of this 2112-nucleotide messenger RNA. RefSeq names its product rho GTPase-activating protein conundrum (gene conu). Gene Ontology annotation, cellular component: cytoplasm. Gene Ontology annotation, biological process: signal transduction; regulation of actin filament polymerization; regulation of small GTPase mediated signal transduction. The record is from RefSeq and is a predicted model, not a curated record. The transcript has 12 exons. Bases 280 to 2034 code for a protein of 584 amino acids. Lineage: Eukaryota; Metazoa; Arthropoda; Insecta; Lepidoptera; Tortricidae. Gene Ontology annotation, molecular function: GTPase activator activity.